This is a messenger RNA of Austrofundulus limnaeus, 598 nucleotides long. RefSeq names its product SNU13 homolog, small nuclear ribonucleoprotein b (U4/U6.U5) (gene snu13b). Gene Ontology annotation, cellular component: nucleolus; ribonucleoprotein complex. Gene Ontology annotation, molecular function: RNA binding. Bases 208 to 594 code for a protein of 128 amino acids. The transcript has 3 exons. NCBI's taxonomy places the organism in Eukaryota, Metazoa, Chordata, Actinopteri, Cyprinodontiformes, Rivulidae. Gene Ontology annotation, biological process: ribosome biogenesis. The record is from RefSeq and is a predicted model, not a curated record.
AAAGCAGUAUCAUCAUCGCACGUGGAGUGAACGCUUUGGYCUGGCUGCAAGCUUAGGAGUUUACGGGAGCUAAAGCGCUGUUACUGAGGAAAACAAUAUAACAUUUCGCCUGUUGUUGCAUAUUCCAAGCCAGGGGAUCAACUAAAUAGUCCUCCGUGAAGCAUUUCGCCGAGAGGGCCGGAAUACCAGAAAUAAAAAUAAUCAACAAUGAGUGAACCACAAGUAAACCCGAAGGCCUACCCCUUGGCCGACGCCACUCUGACCAAAACCAUCUUGGACCUGGUGCAGCAAGCUUCAAACUACAAACAGCUGAGGAAAGGAGCCAACGAAGCCACGAAGACCCUAAACAGAGGCAUCGCUGAGUUUAUCGUCAUGGCUGCCGAUGCCGAACCACUGGAGAUCAUCCUCCACCUUCCACUGCUCUGCGAGGACAAGAAUGUCCCGUAUGUGUUUGUCCGCUCCAAGCAGGCACUGGGCCGGGCCUGUGGGGUGUCACGUCCCGUCAUCGCUACCUCAGUCACCAUAAAGGAGGGYUCUCAGCUCAAACCGCAGAUUCAGUCUGUUCAGAUGGCCAUCGAGAGACUGUUGGUGUGAUWUU